AUGCGACUUGAAUCUACCCGCAUAUCUGCCGUCCAUCGCCACGGCUUGAAUGCGCUGAAGUACGGCACCUACGGGGAGAUGAAGUUGUCAAACGACGCUCACUCGAAUGUCUUCAAACCCGUUGGCCUUCUUCUCAAGGGGUCUGAUACAUCUCAGGUCGCAGGGCUGCCUUCGGGUGUCCAACCGCGGGGCUGCGAGGUCGCGAUAGCCUAUACCGAGAAUCUCGGCACCGCCCUCAGCCUCCGAGUCCAAGACGCCGCCCAGAAGACGAACGAGACCGAGUGUUUAGCGCAGUCCUUCUAUGUCCUUUUACACCCUUCUUUGCAAAAAGAUCGUAGCUAUUCCGUCAAGGUUAUGUUCUACGUCAUACCCACUCUCUGUCUCACCACUACCGCCUACUGGGGCUACCGCCUGCAAUACUCAAUGGCCGCCUCGCGAUUUCGAGACGCCGCGGUCAGCAGUGUCUACAUCAACUGUACUGGUACACCGGAAACCCUCGCCCCGAUCGCGCACAACGUACCGGACGCAACAGCAGCCGUCUUGAACGCGGCGCACGACCUAGUCAUAGCCACCGCCAUGUCUCUCACCAUCAACCUUCUUAUCAGCGACGCUAUCAUUCUUUGGCGUGCAGCGAUACUCUACCCAGCUCGCCGGGUCCUCAUUUGGGCCGGGGUGCUGCUCACUUCAAUCACCUUCGGCUGUGCGGCCACGGCGCAGGAAAAUCAGGAAAACCAUGCGCACUAUGCGUAUCCGAUGAUGUUCUUUAUGAACAAUGCAUGUGGGAUGGCCUCCGCCACCCUGUCCCUUAUUACCAACGUGGGCGCGGUAUAUCUCAUUCGGUACAAAGCAUGGGAGCACAAACGCGACUUGAAGUGCCUUCUGGGCGAAGGAAGGACCAAGAACACGCAUGUGCUGAAGAUCCUUCGCCUUUUUGUUUACCUCGGCACGAUGUACUGCGUCUUCUGGCUCUCAUACGUCGUGUUCCUGCUUGUCGUCAAGUUCCGUCAGAUCCCGCCCCCGCCCCUCGUUCCGGCGCCCUCGAAUCCCACGGCAGCCCCGACUCUCUUCUGGAUCAUGGUCGACACCGUGCUCGGUGCCACGCUCGUCCCCGUUGUGGCUGUGUACCCACUGCUGAUGAUCGUGCUCGUCGCGCUGGACCAUCCGAACCCCGGGACCUUGCCCACGCUCUCGCUGAACCACGCGUCGUCGUUCGAACCAGCCUACCCGCCACGAUGUGCGCUGUCCGCAUCCGCCACACUCUCCUGGACGACGAUCGCGGACGCAGACGCGGGCGCGAGCAACCUCACCCGCUGCGAGAUGUCGAUGCGUGGUGGCGGCGACUGA
Messenger RNA from Epithele typhae, 1344 nucleotides. RefSeq lists its product as uncharacterized. The transcript has 11 exons. Lineage: Eukaryota; Fungi; Basidiomycota; Agaricomycetes; Polyporales; Epitheliaceae. Bases 1 to 1344 code for a protein of 447 amino acids. The record is from RefSeq and is a predicted model, not a curated record.